Molecule: messenger RNA, 996 nt
Organism: Miniopterus natalensis
Lineage: Eukaryota; Metazoa; Chordata; Mammalia; Chiroptera; Miniopteridae
Gene: EMP1
Product: epithelial membrane protein 1
Cellular component (GO): plasma membrane
Source: RefSeq, a predicted model, not a curated record
GUGUGUCUCCUAUUACUCAUUUGAAGCAAUGUCACUCCUUUUUCCACUGUGGUCUGUGUGUCUGAGUCAGAGGGCGCCUAAGCAGGCUUCUUUGAAUUGAUGGCUCACUCCCAGCCUCUCUUGACUGACUGCCAACCUAGCAGGGCGUAGCUUACCAACAAAUCAUUUUUUAUUUUUUUUAAGUCAGACUGAUUCAUAGAAACUCCUUUAAAACACAGUGAAAAGAAACCGCCCAUCACACACCCCGGCACACCAGCGCAGGAAACUUAUAACCUCGGGAGGCAGGUCCCUCCCCUCACUGUGGUCACAAACCUCCAGAAGAGCAGACCUACCCGGCCAGCUGCCAGCUGCUGCCACUCAAGGCUUCUCCGUCGCUCGGACCCUCAGGACUCUGAACUCACCAAGUUAUCAAAAAGCCAAGAUGUUGGUAUUACUGGCUGGCAUCUUUGUGGUCCACAUCGCCACCGUCAUUAUGCUAUUUGUCUCCACCAUUGCCAAUGUCUGGGUGGUUUCAGAUUUUGGAAAAGCAUCAGUAGGUCUUUGGAAAAACUGUACCCAAGGUAACUGCGAUGGAACCCUGAUCUACGCCGAUGAAGAUGCAAUCAAGGCAGUGCAGGCCUUCAUGAUCCUUUCCAUCAUCUUCUCUGUCAUCUCCCUCGUGGUCUUCGUGUUCCAGCUCUUCACCAUGGAGAAAGGAAACCGCUUCUUCCUCUCGGGGGCCACCAUGCUGGUGUGCUGGCUAUGCAUUAUGGUCGGGGCGUCCAUCUUCACUCAUCAUUACGCGGGUUAUGGGGUCAUAUACUCCAGAAGUCACCACGGCUACUGCUUCAUCCUGACCUGGAUCUGCUUCUGCUUCAGCUUCAUCAUUGGCAUUCUCUAUCUGGUGCUGAGAAAGAAAUAAAGCUGAACACAUUUAUGGGGAUCUGGGGGGUGGGGAGGAGGAAGCCGUGGAAUCUGGGAGGGAAAUGAAAGUUGCUCUGCAGGAAAAGCCAAGAC